UCGGUGAAGGCGAGUGCCGGUAUAACAGAGAAGCAAACAGUCCCUUGGAGGCUCACAUCCCACCAAACUAACCUCCGCCGCUCUCCCUCUCACUUAAGCCUUAUCUGGCACAGGAGCCGGGAGUUAAGAGCCAGACACCGAGCGUCAAAAGCCGAACCGCAGCCCUCAGCGCGCCUGCGCAGGGUACGCGCUCAUCCUCGCCGGAGUCCCGACGAUUGGCUGUGACGUAACUUCCGGCGUGAGCGGCGAAAGCCGGGAGGGCGAGCGAGAGAGAGCAAGCAGGCAGCAGGCAGCAGGUAGCGGGCGGUCGGACGGGCGGUACGAAGGGAGGGAGCGAGCGAGCAGCGAGUGAGCCAGCGAGGGCAGCCGCGUCCCGAGAGCAACCGAGAUUCCUCCCGUCCUUCUGACCCCCUUCCCGGAGCCCACAGCGCCUCCGGUCUCCAGCGGAACGGACACGGCCCGGCCCGGCCAUGGCCUCGUUGCUGAAGGUGGAUCAGGAAGUGAAGCUCAAGGUUGAUUCUUUCAGGGAGCGGAUCACAAGUGAGGCAGAAGACUUGGUGGCAAAUUUUUUCCCAAAGAAAUUGUUAGAACUUGAUAGUUUUUUGAAGGAACCAAUCCUAAACAUCCAUGACCUAACUCAGAUCCACUCAGACAUGAAUCUCCCAGUCCCUGACCCCAUUCUUCUCACCAAUAGCCAUGAUGGACUGGACGGUCCCACUUACAAGAAGCGAAGGUUGGAUGAAUGCGAAGAGGCCUUCCAAGGAACUAAGGUGUUUGUGAUGCCCAAUGGGAUGCUGAAAAGCAACCAGCAGCUGGUGGACAUUAUUGAGAAAGUGAAGCCUGAGAUCCGACUGCUGAUCGAGAAAUGCAAUACGGUCAAAAUGUGGGUACAGCUCCUGAUUCCUAGGAUAGAAGAUGGGAACAACUUUGGGGUGUCCAUUCAGGAGGAGACAGUUGCAGAACUAAGAACUGUUGAGAGUGAAGCUGCAUCUUAUCUGGACCAGAUUUCUAGAUAUUAUAUUACAAGAGCCAAAUUGGUUUCUAAAAUAGCUAAAUAUCCCCAUGUGGAGGACUAUCGCCGCACAGUGACAGAGAUUGAUGAGAAAGAAUAUAUCAGCCUUCGGCUCAUCAUAUCAGAGCUAAGGAAUCAAUAUGUCACUCUACAUGACAUGAUCCUGAAAAAUAUUGAGAAGAUCAAACGGCCCCGGAGCAGCAACGCAGAGACACUGUACUGAGGCCAGGGCCAGGGCCAGGGGACUCUUCCCCAAUCAUAUUUCCAUCUGGACGCAUCAUUUUUACUCCCGGUGGUGUGCUGCAGAGAAGGAGUUAGGAUGCUGUCUUGCCGUGAAUAGUGCUCAGUAACAAGCCAAGUGCAUAUUAGUUGGGCAGUGCCCCUACCCACCCUCCAGACCCCUUCCAACUAAAACCCUUCCCUCCUUCCACCAUGUGUUUCUCAGUUUCCCUUUUUGUUUGUUGGAUUGUUCCACUGCCCCUCCUCCUCACCCUAUCACCCUUGGAUCAUAAUGUAAAAUUCUUUGCCAUGUCAAGAAAUUAUUAAAAAUACAGGUACUUUGA
Camelus dromedarius (Arabian camel) is the source of this 1575-nucleotide messenger RNA. RefSeq names its product proteasome activator subunit 3 (gene PSME3). NCBI's taxonomy places the organism in Eukaryota, Metazoa, Chordata, Mammalia, Artiodactyla, Camelidae. Gene Ontology annotation, cellular component: proteasome activator complex; cytoplasm; nucleoplasm. The record is from RefSeq and is a predicted model, not a curated record. The coding region runs from base 471 to 1235 and encodes 254 amino acids. Gene Ontology annotation, molecular function: endopeptidase activator activity. The transcript has 12 exons. Gene Ontology annotation, biological process: positive regulation of endopeptidase activity; regulation of proteasomal protein catabolic process; regulation of G1/S transition of mitotic cell cycle.